UUCACACUGCUUAAUAUACCUUAUAUUCAUGUGAUGUCAUCCUACAUAGUUCAUUCAGCAUUUGCAUAUGGUAGAUUAGAGGUGUCACAUCGUAGAUAACAAAAGUAGUGUUUAUUUAAUACUCAAACACAUCAGCUCUCAACACGCUGGAGGGUUAGGUGAGUUUGUAGGCUAUAUUACAUUUUACUGAACUUCUUUUGAUACAGAUGAAAUAGCACUUUUUCAUUGGACCAGGCUUUUAUUGUUUAAUUAUUACUUUGUGUUCUACAUAUUUAUGAAUGAUAAUGGAUAUAUUUACUAUUUAUUUUCUCCUCAUUUGCAAAGCUUAAUAAAGGCAACUACAACUGUCUUCACAACAAUGGGAUACCUCAAAUAUCUGAUGCUGAUAUUUCUUAUCAAAUGCUGUGAAGUGGCCCCGUUGAACACUUGUAUUGUGGGGGGUGAGAAUGCAUCUGUAGGUAACUGGCCUUGGCUGGUCAGUCUACAUUACUUUGAUUAUCACAUCUGCAGGGGAUCCCUCAUCAGCAGUGAAUGGGUGCUCACUGCAGCUCAAUGUGUUUACCUCUUACCCUUAUCCAGUUCAUUGACUGUUCAUCUGGGCCAACAGAACCAGAACAUUUCCAUCAUCUCCAAUCCAAACAUGGUGAACCGGAGCAUCCAAUCCAUCAUUCCCCAUCCAGACUAUGACCCCUUACAGCACACCAAUGAUGUUGCAUUGCUGAGACUGAGUAAACCAGUUACUUUUACCAACUACAUCAGCCCAAUCUGCCUAGCUGCUAAUGGCAGUGUCUUUCACAAUGGCAUCACCUGCUGGUCAACUGGAUGGGAAUACAGUGGCCUUGGAGAUUUUCUGCCCAGUCAAACUCUGCAGGAAGUAGAGGUAACAGUGGUGGGGAACAAGGAGUGUGAUUGCAUGUUUCAGUUUCAAGACUUUCAAAACCCAUUUUGGUACAUGCCAAGAAUCACUCCUGCAAUGAUCUGUGCUGGAAGAAAGACAUGCAAAGGGGUUUAUUACGGAGAUUUUGGUGGCCCAUUACAAUGUAAGCAGGGCUCUGUAUGGAUCUUGGCUGGUGUCACUAAUUUUGGGAUUCCUUGUGGUACUGAAAUUGCACCUAAUACCUAUGCUAGAGUUUCUAAGUUCCAAAACUGGAUCUUGGAGAAUGUUAACGGAACAGACAUUGGAUUUGUGAAAUUUACAUCUGAUGGUGAAGAUAAGGACAGCAGCUUUCUAUGUGAUGGUGAAGAUAUAUUAGUUCCAGACAUUUUCUACCCAUUUGGAAAUGGAGACACAGUGAACCCCUCUCAAGAUGAUGGAAGCUCUCCACUAGUAUUAUUGAAAAAUCCCUUUGUAUAUUUUGGGCGUGUUUAUCAACAGAUUUAUGUAAAUAACAACGGACACUUGACAUUUGAUGGGCCUCUUUCGCAGCCAAUACCGAAUUCUUCAGUAUCACAACUGAAAAUAGACAUCGUUGCUCCACUUUGGACAAACAUGGACAACCAUGUCAAUGGGACCAUCUCUUUUCACCAGGUCACCCGUGGUGGACUCUUAAUAGGAGCCUCAAGCCACAUAAACCAAUAUUUCCCCAAUUUGAACUUCACUGCCUCAUUUCUCCUCAUUGCCACUUGGGAUAAAGUCCCAUACUUCAACAACUCAUGGUCGAGUUCAUCAUUUCAAGUUGUUUUGGUGUCUGGUGGUUCUUUGUCUUUUCUCUUGAUGAACUAUGGAAAUAUCUCAUCAACAGAUCAACAUUUUCAGGCUGGCUAUGACACAAGAAACUCAACACAUCAUUUUUUAAUUCCUGUGCUUGAUGAAAAUAUGCUCUCCAACUCCAGCAAUGUCAAUGUGCCUGGACGUUGGGCAUUCCGUGUUGAUUGUGGACCUGAGGAGGGUUUAUUCUACCCAUAUGGAGAUGAGGAUACAAAGAACCCUCAGGAAGAUUUGGGAAGUUCUCUUCGGAUCCCCCUACUGGAGCCAUUUGUCUACUUUGGGCUUAUUUAUAAUCAAAUUCAUGUGAAUAAUAAGGGCUACUUGACAUUUGAUGAGCCGUUUUACCAGUGGAAUCCUGAUUAUUUUCCUGCAUCAAUCAGAGACAUCAUCGCUCCACUGUGGACAGACAUUGAUAUUACACGCUAUGGUACCAUAUCUUACCGACAAGUAACAGAUAGUCGUCUCUUGGAGCGGGCCACAAGAGACAUAAACCAAUAUUUCCCCAACUUGAACUUUUCUGCCUCAUGGGUUUUCAUUGCUACAUGGGAUAAAGUACCAUACUAUGGAUACAGACAUGCAGUGUCAACCUUCCAAGUGGUUUUGGUGUCUGGCAAAAACCUAUCAUUUACACUUAUGCAUUAUGGUCACAUAAACCCUGUCAGAUACCCUAUGACGUCUGGCUAUGACACAAGUGAUUCUACUGAUUUCUUUUCAAUUCCUGUUGACAUCACAAACCUAUCAUACACAAGCAAUGUCAAUGUCAUGGGUAGAUGGGUAUUUCGCACUGACAGUGCAUUGAAAAACAAUGGACUGUUCUACCCAUUUAGUGUGCGGGACACUGUUUAUGGAUUUAAUCCUACCUACUUGCAGAAGCCAUUUCCUUACUUUGGGCGCACAUACAGCAAUGUUUAUGUUUACAACAAAGGAUUUCUUACUUUUAGGUGGCAAUUGUUUCAGUCAAAUCCUCAGUCUUUUCCUGCUUACACAGAUACAGAUAUUGUUGCUCCACUAUGGACAGAUAUUGUCAGCAGUGACUUUUACUUCCAACAAUACAAUAGUUUGCGAAUACUACAGCGAGCUACAAAAGAUAUACGGCAGUAUUUUCCUAAUGUACAUUUUACUGCAGACUCAGUUUGUGUUGCUACUUGGGAUAAAGUGGCAUAUUCCUACUCUUCAGGGCAGAAUUCCUCUUUUCAAGCAGUGCUGGUCUCAGGUUCUGGUUUGUCAUUUAUUUUAUUUAACUAUGGCAGCAUUGCACCAACUAAACAUGCUGCAGUGGUGAGAGAACUUUUAAAAGGCCCAUUUUUCAUUCUAAAAUUAUUAUACUGUUUUGCUGGAUAUGACACUAUUGAUUCAACCAUUUAUUUUGCAAUUCCUCUAUCUAACAUCACUGACCUGAGCCACUCCUCAAAUGUCAAUGUUACGGGACGUUGGGUUUUUCGUGUUGACACUUUGCCAAAUGAACAUGGUUUAUUCUACCCAACUGGAAAUCAGGACACUGAGAAUCCCCAUCAAAGGAAUGGAAGCUCUCCAGCUCUACACUUACAGUAUCCAUUCAUAUACUUUGGGCGCAAAUACCACAACAUAUAUGCCAACAAUAAUGGACAUUUGACUUUUGAUGAACCAUUUUAUGAAAGGGUCCCCAGGGCUUUCCCUUCCAACUCUUCCAGAGACAUAAUAGCUCCACUUUGGACAAAUUUUGACAAUAGUGUCAAUGGAACCAUCUCUCACUGCUUGGUUACUCAAAGCCGUACUCUGGACAGAGUGAGAGAUGAUAUCAGACAGUAUUUCCCUCAGUUUCAUUUCACUGUGUCUUCUGUCUUCAUUGCUACUUGGAAUAAGGUGCCAUACUUUAACAACUCCAGGGCAGAAUCCUCUGUCCAGGUGGUUCUAGUCAUUGGCAGAACUCUCUCCUUUGUCAUUAUGAACUAUGGAAAUGUCUCCUCUACAGAUAAAAGUUUUCAGGCUGGCUAUGACACAAUAAACUCAACAAAUUAUUUUUCAAUUCCUGUGCGUAAUGAGAAUAUGCUCUCCAACUCCAGCAAUGUAAAUGUACUGGGACGCUGGGUAUUCCGUGUUGAUGGCGGACCCAUGGAGGGAAUAUUGUACCCAUUUGGAGAUGAAGAUGCAAAGAUCCCUACAUCAGAUGAUGGAAGUUCUCCACCGAUACCCCUGCUGGAGCCAUUUGUCUACUUUGGCCGUAUUUAUAACACAAUAUAUGUGAAUAAUAAUGGAGACCUGACAUUUGAUAAGCCACUUUAUCAGUGGUAUCCUGAUAAUAUUCCUGCAUUCUUGCUCAGAGAUAUCAUUGCUCCACUGUGGACAGACAUUGAUAUUACACACUAUGGGACCAUCUCUUACCGACAAGUAACAGAUAGUCAUCUCUUAGAGCGGGCCUCAAAAGACGUAAACCAAUAUUUUCCCAACUUGAACUUCUCUGCUUCAUGGGUUUUCAUUGCAACAUGGGAUAAAGUACCAUACUAUGGACAAAUAUGGACAGAGUCAACCUUCCAAGUGGUUUUGGUGUCAGGCAAAAACCUAUCAUUUACACUUAUGCAUUAUGAUUAUAUUGCCUCCACCUUUUAUUCAGAGUCUGGCUUUGACACAAUUGAUUCUACUGAUUUCUUUUCAAUUCCUGUAUCUGAUGCCACAAACAUUUCAUACACGAGCAAUGUCAAUGUCAUGGGCAGAUGGGUAUUUCGUAUUGACAAUGCAACAGAAAACAAUGGAGACUGUGGUGCAAAUGAAACACAAGGAAACGUUUCCAGUGCCGUAGUGUGUGGUAGAAGUACAAUUGCCACCAGUAGCAGGAUAGUAGGAGGUCAGAAUGCACCAGCUGGACAUUGGCCAUGGCAGGCUAGUCUUCGUUGGAAUGACAGACAUUUCUGUGGAGCUUCUCUUAUCAACAAAGAGUGGGUGCUGUGUGCUGCCAACUGUGUUUAUGGUGUAAACCCUUUUUAUUUGAGCGUGCAUUUUGGGCAACAGACCCAGGAAAGAAUCAACACCAGUGAGGUGUCCAGAAGUGUGCAGUUGAUCAUCAAACAUCCCAAUUACAAUCAUAGUACAAAUGACAAUGAUAUUGCUCUGCUCAAACUGAACUCUUCUGUCAUCUUCACUGACUACAUCAGACCUGUGUGUCUGGCAGCUGAUAACAGUGUGUUCCACAGUGGCACAGAGAGCUGGAUCACUGGAUGGGGAGACAAUGGUAAAGGAGUAUCCCUCCCAUCCCCCAAGAUUCUUCAGGAAGUGGAGGUUUUAGUAAUUGGUAACCGAGAGUGUAACUGUCUCUAUGGAGUUGGAACAAUCACAGACAACAUGAUCUGUGCUGGUCAGCUAGACGGAGGCAAGGACUCAUGUCAGGGAGAUUCAGGAGGGCCAAUGGUGAACAGACAGAACUCUGUAUGGGUCCAGUCAGGUAUUGUUAGCUUUGGGGAAGGCUGUGCACGACCUAAUCUCCCUGGAGUCUACACCAGAGUACCGCGCUAUCAGGAAUGGAUCUCCUCUCAUGUAUGCAGUGAUCCUCCAGGUUUUGUCCAGUUUACCUCCAAUGGAGCUGAUUCUGACAACAGUUACUCCUGCCCUGGUCUACCUCCUCUCACCACAUCUACUGCAUCCACAUCAAGAAUAACCGUUGCAAGAUCUGCUUCACAAAAGUUUUUGUUCCCACAUGUUUUAUUUAAAGCAAUGCUGUUCUCAAUUUAUAUGUUAACAUACUUACAAAUGUAGCCAACAAAGACAUUCUAACAUAAUUAAUCAUAACUAUGGGCUCUCUCUACAGCUAUGAUCCUGCAAAAUUUAGUUGUAUUCCUGAUCAUUCUUAUACAAUUUUCAUGUCUCUCAAGAACUCUGAAAUAGUUUUAUAUUAAAGUCCUUUCUUCCAUGAAGUACAUGUGGGUAGGGACGUGCACAGACAUUUUGGGGGGCAGGGGAUCAAGUGGAAAAAAAGGGCUACAAAAUAAUCAGUUCAUACAGAGACCAUGGUCUUCUUUAGUAUUCACUAGAUUUAUCACAAGAGCAGGCAACUGCAAAGAAAACUAUGCCACAAUGUGCAAGUUUCAAAUAUAUAUUUAGAAUAAAUGACUGCACUAAGGAGAGGACAUAGUUUCACAAAUAAUUUGUUUAUUUUGCACAAGGCAAUAAACCAUUUUAAUUCUUUUGGUGUUAUUGGAAUACAUAACACUUCAAAAUCAGCAAAAAUCUUCACACUAAACUGAAAAAGGCUGUUGCUGCUAUUUCAGUGUUUAUAUGGAGACCAACUGGUCCUCAGUAUCCUCUGUGGACGUAACUUGGGAGGCACUUAAGGCGGUUCUUAGGGGUCGGUUCAUACAGUAUGCCUCAUUCAUCAAAAAAUCCAAAGCACGAGAACUCGUGGAGUUGGAAGGAAAUAUUAAAAGUGCAGAGGCAGAGCUGAAGCGCCGUAUGUCAUCUGAUGGCCUCAGAGAAUUGACCCGAUUUAAAUAUAGAUAUAAUACUAUUUUGUCGCAGAAAGUAGAGUUUUGGUUAUUCAGGGCAAGACAGUCAUACUUUGAGUCAGGGGACAAAGCAGGGAAGCUUUUGGCUAGAUAUAUAAAGCAGAGAGAGUCUCGUUCUAUCAUUUCCUCAGUGAAAUGGCUUCCGUCCAUUUGGAGAAGUGGUCCACAAUGACUAAUAAUAGUUUAUUGUUUUGACACGGCGGCAUGUGUAUAAAAUAAAUUUGCAGAUGUUGGAAUAGUAGUUCCGGAUGCGGUAACGAGUCGUGUUUUAUAGGCUUAUGUCUGUUAUUCUGUGCGCAUGUUAAACAUGAAUCAAGGAUU
Myxocyprinus asiaticus (Chinese sucker) is the source of this 6501-nucleotide messenger RNA. RefSeq lists its product as uncharacterized. The transcript has 30 exons. The record is from RefSeq and is a predicted model, not a curated record. Gene Ontology annotation, biological process: proteolysis; cell-matrix adhesion. The coding region runs from base 275 to 5434 and encodes 1719 amino acids. Gene Ontology annotation, molecular function: serine-type endopeptidase activity. NCBI's taxonomy places the organism in Eukaryota, Metazoa, Chordata, Actinopteri, Cypriniformes, Catostomidae.